Molecule: messenger RNA, 4296 nt
Organism: Artibeus jamaicensis (Jamaican fruit-eating bat)
Lineage: Eukaryota; Metazoa; Chordata; Mammalia; Chiroptera; Phyllostomidae
Gene: CORO2B
Product: coronin 2B
Exons: 12
Coding region: 1016-2458 (480 amino acids)
Biological process (GO): actin filament organization
Molecular function (GO): actin filament binding
Source: RefSeq, a predicted model, not a curated record
AUGCACCUUUUGUCACCAGGGCUGCGGUGGAGAGUUUGCGCGCCGCGAAAAUCUGCGGGCGUCCGGAGAAACGCCGGGGGGCAGUCCGGCCGGCCGCGAGCCCUUGUCUAAGUCACUUUCCACUCUAGGACUCUGUUUCUUCUUGCAUAAAAUUUCCUACGAUCCCUCCGGGCCAACUAAUCGCUCAAAGAAUCAGAUUCAAACGAUCGCUUAAGCAACCGCAUUCCGCGACCCUGCGCCUCGAGUUUGCGGGAGCCCGGGCGGCGGCCACGCCCCUCUCCGUCCGCCCCGCCGCGCUCCAGGCCCGCGGGCGGGCUUUGCGCACCUCCAGGGGUCGAGCCCGGCGGUCUUCUCGGCCGGCGCCGCGGCUGCCUAGCGCGUGAUUUCACCAGCGUCCCGGCCAGUGGGGCACCAAGAAGCCUGGUCGCCGCCCACUGCCCAGCCGGCAGGUGCCAGGACCCCGCUUCGCCCAGCCGCCGGGCGUCCGCGGGCCUGAAGAGGUUAAGGCCGCCGGCCUGGACGCCCGGCCCGGGCCCCCCGAGCGGCGGUGCCCGGAGGCCAGCGAUCCAGCCCGGAGGCGCGGGACUCGGCAGCGGGCGGGCCGGCGCUUCCUCCUCCUCCUCCCUCCGCCUCCUCCUUUGUAGCGAGUUCCCGGCCCCUCUUCCUCCCCCCGCCCCCCAGCCCAGGCCCGCUCCCUCGCUCCCUUUCUUCCUGCCUCGCCUUCCUGCGGCGAAAGAGGCUCAUCUAUUAUAAAUGCACAUUCGGGGCUGACAUCAGCGAAGAGCGGCGGGCGAGCGCCGACGAGCCGUCCCUGCGCUCUGCCCGUCCGGAGCGCGGGCCCCCCGGCUCGGCUGAGCCUCCCGCGGGGCGCGCGGAGCGCGCCCAGAGCCGCCCGGGCCGCCAGCGCUCGGAGACGCGCGGGACCCCUUCCCGCCGCCGCCCGGGCCCCCCAUCAGACCCUGCCGCCGCCCCCGCACGCCGCGCCCGCGCCUCCGCAGCGCCCGGGAGUUCCUGCAUGACUGUCACAAAGAUGUCCUGGCGUCCGCAGUACCGAAGCUCCAAGUUCCGGAACGUAUACGGAAAGGUGGCCAACCGAGAGCACUGCUUUGAUGGGAUCCCCAUCACCAAGAACGUGCAUGAUAACCACUUUUGUGCCGUCAACGCCCGCUUCCUGGCCAUCGUCACUGAGAGCGCGGGAGGAGGGUCCUUCCUAGUCAUCCCCCUGGAGCAGACAGGCAGGAUUGAACCCAACUACCCCAAGGUCUGUGGUCACCAAGGGAAUGUGCUGGACAUCAAGUGGAACCCCUUCAUUGACAACAUCAUUGCCUCGUGCUCGGAGGACACGUCGGUGCGGAUCUGGGAGAUCCCGGAGGGCGGGCUGAAGCGGAACAUGACGGAGGCUCUCCUGGAGCUGCACGGGCACAGCCGGCGCGUGGGGCUGGUGGAGUGGCACCCCACCACCAACAACAUCCUGUUCAGUGCCGGCUAUGACUACAAGGUCCUCAUCUGGAACCUGGACGUGGGUGAGCCUGUGAAGAUGAUCGACUGCCACUCGGAUGUGAUCCUCUGCAUGUCCUUCAACACCGAUGGCAGCCUGCUCACCACCACGUGCAAGGACAAGAAGCUGCGUGUGAUUGAGCCCCGCUCCGGCCGUGUUCUGCAGGAGGCCAGCUGCAAAAACCACAGAGUGAACCGGGUGGUGUUCCUGGGGAACAUGAAGCGGCUUCUCACGACAGGGGUCUCCAGGUGGAACACAAGACAAAUUGCCCUCUGGGACCAGGAGGACCUGUCCAUGCCUCUGAUCGAGGAAGAAAUUGACGGGCUCUCUGGCCUCCUGUUCCCUUUCUAUGAUGCCGACACCCACAUGCUCUACCUGGCUGGAAAGGGGGAUGGAAACAUCCGGUACUAUGAGAUCAGCACAGAGAAGCCCUACCUGAGUUACCUCAUGGAGUUCCGCUCUCCAGCACCGCAAAAAGGCCUCGGGGUCAUGCCCAAGCACGGGCUGGAUGUGUCGGCUUGCGAGGUGUUCCGCUUCUACAAGCUGGUGACUCUUAAGGGCCUGAUCGAGCCCAUCUCCAUGAUCGUGCCCCGGAGGUCAGAUUCCUACCAGGAAGACAUUUACCCCAUGACGCCAGGCACAGAGCCAGCCCUGACCCCCGAUGAGUGGCUGGGAGGCAUCAACCGAGAUCCCGUGCUGAUGUCUUUGAAAGAAGGCUAUAAGAAGUCCUCAAAAAUGGUAUUUAAGGCUCCCAUCAAAGAAAAGAAGAGCGUUGUGGUCAAUGGAAUAGAUUUAUUAGAAAAUGUCCCACCCAGGACAGAGAAUGAGCUCCUCCGAAUGUUCUUCCGGCAGCAGGAUGAGAUUCGGCGGUUGAAAGAGGAGCUGGCCCAGAAGGACAUCCGCAUUCGGCAGCUACAGCUGGAACUGAAGAACUUGCGCAACAGCCCCAAGAACUGUUAGCUCUCGGUGGGGCUGCUUUCUAAGCCGAUCUCUCCAUGGUUUCUACUCGUCUCUUACCUUCCCCUUAUCCUGUGACCCCAGAGACAGAGCCAGGAUGGGAGCUGGGGAAGAGGCUGAGGAGGAGAGCCCCACCUGUCACCUCAAGAACUGGAAGCUGAUCUUUGAUCUCUUGACCUCAUGCUAAUAAAAGGUCCCAGCCUCUGCUGGAGACCCACCACUGGCAGCCCCAUCUCCUGCCUGCCACUUUCCUGGCUGGACAAAGACCAUGGAUUCCCUGAGGGGUGGUCUCCACAGACCAGGGAGCAGAGGAGGAAACUGGGACCCCCGUAGAUUUAGAACUGGAACCUUUCCCUUGCAAAGGAGGCUGCUGCCAUGACUUCUCAGCACCCACUGCUGGGGAUCACAGCACCCUGAUGGACCAACCUGGAAGGGCUGGACGGCAGGCAUCACCUGUUCUCCCUCCCCUCUCCUCCCCCCCGCAGCCCUGGAAGCCAGAUUCAUCUGACAAGGGUUGCAAGCAGCCCCGCUCCUUUCUGUCUCUUGCCCCCUCUUUCUUGUCUUCAGGGAAUUAAGAGGAUCGCUCGCCAAGGCCAUAAUGACCCCUUGCCUUCCCAUGAAUCUCUUCAAAGCUCUUGCAAUACUCCUUCCCCAUUUAACUGGUGAGGCAGGCAGCGUAGGGAACAGUGUCCCCAUUUUACAAAUGCCAGAACUGAGAGCUGCACUGGCGAAGUGACUUACUAAGUCACCCAACAGGUCAACAGUGGACCCAGGUCCUAGGGUGUCCAGACCCCAGGCCAGGGCCCUUCCCACUGCAUCAAGAUGCCAAUCCUCUGGUGGCUUCCCCAGUGCCCAAGUAUGUGUGGAGAAUGAGAACUGGAAGCCACUUCUAUCGUCUGCCCAACACCAGUAGUGCCAAUGUGUCACACUGCCCAGUUGAGGCCCCUCACACUCAGUGCCCCUCCAUCCCCUCGGCCCCCCUGCCCUGUUCCCCCCCAGGGGACUCCCUCUGAGAUGAGGCCUCUUCCUCCUGGAAGCUGAGGCUGAGGAGGGGGAGUUGGGCCCCGGAGAAGGCACAGCAGGGGUCUGCUCACUUGCACCAAGUGGAUGAUGCCCUGUGUGUGUCUCUCACCACUACUAUCUCAGCCACAUUCAGCCUUAUGCUCGUAGAAUGACCACAGCCCUUCACGCUGGUGUAGCACUUUAAAGUUUACGCAGUUCUUCAAUACAUCGGAUCUCACUGGAGUCUCUGGUCUGCUCCCGGAGGUAGGGAGCAGUCUUUCCAUUCUGUAGAUGAAGAAACUAAGGAGUGGCCUGAGGUCACAGACUCUUUGGAGAUGUCACAUUUCAUUUGGUCUUCUACACAUUUUCUUUUCUCUCUUUUUCUCCAUUUCCCACCACCCACAGUGUCCAUAAACACUGUUCUCCACAGAAUCACCACAGUCUGGGGGUGAGAUCCGGCCUGGGAAUCAAGUGGGUGCCCUCCCUGCUCUUGUUCACUUGGAUCUGCCGCACACAUUGUGCCCUACACCUGCCUUUCCCGUGGCCACCCUGUAGGACAUCCACCAUGGGGGGCCAGGGUUCUGUAAGCCCCUCCUGGUGACCCAGGCAUGGAGAGCCCUCCGGCCCUUGGGGUUCCCCCCGCCACCAGAACCACCCAUCCUCUCGCCAGCCAGAGCAACAUCUCACCCCCGCCCGCGCAGCUGGACAGUGUCAGCUCUCAUUGCCUCCUCCCCACACUUCUUGCGCUUUUUUUUUUCUUCCCCAUUGACCUUUGUGGUCUUCUGUGAUUAUUUAUGCUGCCUCCCAAGGGUAGAAUUGAAAUAAAAUGUUUUCAAAUU